CGGAGAUUUAUUUGAAGUAAAUCGGAAGCUUCAAUUGGCAUCUCUCAAUUCCGGCUUUGGUUAUACGUCUACUUUUACGUAGACGUUCGGUACAUUCGUUCCAACUUUAAUUUUUUAUUUGUUUAUUAAUUAAGUUAUUUUAUUUUUUUGUUAUAUUAUCUUUGCUUGUUUUUCAUAAUAUUAAUUAUUUUAAACUUGAACAUGAAUUUUGAAAAAUAUAGUGGUAAAAGACCAAUGUCGGAAAGAAAAAAUAAUAGGGGAGGAGGAAGUAGUUCUAAUUCUAAAAAUUUGCCACCUCCUAGAUUUAGAAUUAAUACUAAUGAUUAUACUCAUGUUGAUGAAACUUCUUUUACACGAGACUCACGACCUAUUGAAUUUAAUUCCGAAAAUGAAGUAGAUCAUGAAACUUUAAAUAGAUGUUUUACUAAUUUUGAGGAAGAAUUAGAUGAGGAAGUAGAAAUAAAUGAGGAAGAUGAUGAGACCCCUACCCCUACUAGUCCGGCUACCGAAUUACCGGAACAAGAUGAAGUCCCCUCUUUACCUACUUUUUCAAAGACCGUUGUACGUGUUAAAAGAUCUUUAGUAUGGAAAUUUUUGGUACAAAAUGAGGAAAAAACUACUGUUACUUGCACGAAAUGUAAAUUGAUCAUGAAACAUGUAACUACGGGUACACAAGGGGGAACGGGACGACUAAGAACACAUUUGAGAAAGUGUAAUAAAGAAUUUGCUCGCCUAGAUGAUAUAGAAAGGGCUAAUAGAAAUGGAAUACCUCAACCUGAAAAUUCUAUGGGAGCUGGAGGUUCUAAUAUGGUUCAAAGUGUAUUAAAUAUGACUAACCCGGCUAGCCGAAGCACACACCGCACAUAUAGUAAAGAAAAAGAUCGUAGAGAAUUAGCUAAAAUGGUUGCUGUUUGUGGUUUGCCUUUUUCAUUUCCUUCACAUCCUGGUUUUAUUCAGUAUAUUCGGGAAUUGUAUAACCCAGAUUAUGAAGGUAUUCCAAGAAGUACAAUUAAAAGUGAUCUUUUUAAAUAUCAAAAAGAAUAUUGUCAUUUUCUUCGUUGUUUAUUUGUUUAUUAUGAUGGUAGAUUAUCUAUUACUUCUGAUAUGGGACGUAGUCCUAAUGGUAAUGAUUAUUUUACAAUUACUGUCCAUUGGAUUGACCAUGAAUGGAACAUGCAAAAACGAAUAUUAGGAUAUAAAUAUGUUGAAGAAACUAAAACCGGUGCUUAUAUAGCAACAAAAAUAGGCUCUAUUUUACAAUUUUAUGGAAUAUGUGAUAAAAUAAUGAGUGUCACUUUAGAUAAUGCUUCUAAUAAUUUAAAAGCAAUUGAUUAUUUAAAAUGUAGACUUUGUCCAAUUGAUAAUGAUUCUUUUCAUAUUAAGUGUGCCGCACAUGUGUAUAAUUUGAUAGUAAAAGAUGGUAUUUCUCAAUUUGGAAUUUCUUGUGAAAAAAUUAGACUUGCUUGUAAUUGGAUUUUUAAAGCUAAAAUAAAAGCUAGAAUUACAGAAUUUAAAAAUCGUUGUAAAGAAUGUGGACUUGAAUAUAGAAAAGUUCCAAAAGAAGUAUGCACUAGAUGGAAUUCUUUAUUUGAAAUGCUUCAAGUUGCUUAUAUUUAUCAAGAGCCGGUACAAUUAUUGAACCUCCAUCUUGUAAACCUAGAAGCGAUGAUACGGAUGAUUGGAUGGAUGAUUAUCUUGAGCUUGAAUCAUCUACUAAUAAUGAUUUUGAUUUAUAUUUCAAUCAGGCACGGGAAAAGAUUAGGCAUGAAGAAGGACAACUUCAAGCUCCAAUAUUAGUAUGGUGGAAGAAUCGUGAAAAUCAAUUUCCGACCCUUGCUAGGAUUG
Solanum stenotomum is the source of this 1845-nucleotide messenger RNA. RefSeq names its product zinc finger BED domain-containing protein DAYSLEEPER-like. Bases 202 to 1797 code for a protein of 531 amino acids. Gene Ontology annotation, molecular function: DNA binding. The record is from RefSeq and is a predicted model, not a curated record. The transcript has 2 exons. Lineage: Eukaryota; Viridiplantae; Streptophyta; Magnoliopsida; Solanales; Solanaceae.